This is a messenger RNA of Micropterus dolomieu (smallmouth bass), 3701 nucleotides long. It is a transcript of the gene xkrx, whose product is annotated as XK related X-linked. Lineage: Eukaryota; Metazoa; Chordata; Actinopteri; Centrarchiformes; Centrarchidae. The coding region runs from base 1338 to 2819 and encodes 493 amino acids. The record is from RefSeq and is a predicted model, not a curated record. Gene Ontology annotation, cellular component: membrane. The transcript is spliced from 7 exons.
CCAGGUUCCCUUUCUUGUAGCUUGGACCAAAGUAGAAGAGGAUCUUAAGACUGCUUGACCUUGUUCUUUUCCUGGUCGUUGAUGUGCUGUUCCUCUCUGCUGUCCUCUCUUUCCGGCCGGUCAUCACUCUGGCGGGCAAUAAGCAGUCGGCAGGUGAGCAGAAUACCAAAGACUAGAGCGUGGGCGUAACGUUUCAGGGGGUCUCCAACUAGCUGGUGGAAGAACAGGACAGCCAGCAUGACCAGCAGCAGCAAGAAGUUGGCCACAUCCUUCGGCCUGCCCGGCACAAGGCAUGUUUCGAAUGGGUUGCAGCUUUCCCUCGCUCUUGGGCUUCUCCUUGUCUUUUGGCCGAUGAACCUGGCGAAGAUCUGACUUACUGGAUCGCAUUCUGAGGUCUUUUCCUUCUCUCUUGGUUCCAGAGGCCUCUUGCUGUCCUGGGCUACACGAGUACACAGCUCUGGGUAAUCCAGACAAACAGCACGCAGCAACCAGCGAAGGCCUCGUAGAGUCUUUCUGUCCGACCAACGUCGCAGGUCCAUUAAGGCUGAACAAGGCUCCUGAGAGGGAAAGGAAAAAGCAGAUCAGCAAGAACCCCCUUGACCUCCUUUAUCCUCUGCCUGUCACUGGAGUCCACCACAAAGAUUAUCCCAUGGGCCUCUCUAUAGAGCUCCCUCCAAGUUCCUCUCGACUCUGCUGAUCCUCCCACAUCCAACAAGGCAGACGCCCAUCACUUCCGGUAUCGCCCCGUGUGUUUCUGGCUGACUUGACGCCGUUGCCAUACAUUACCAGCUCAUCAAAAAAGAUUGAAAACACGACCUGCCAGCGGCCACAUAAGUAUGCCGACACGGAGAGACCCAAACGCCCUGCAGCCAGACUGUGGAGAAAACUUCGGUGCGCUUUUAAUAAGGAACAACACGCUUUUUGAAACUUCAAACUGCAGACCUCUGAGUUUGGACGAUGAUCGUCUGGUUGAGUUUUUGUUCUGAAUGACAAAGCUGAACUUUCCCGAUCCUGCUCGCUGGCGGUGCGGUAGGAGAAGUGAUAUCACUGCGGACGUUGAGGUGGUUUCCCGUGAAUCAAACAGGGUGGUGACGCCACGUACGACGAUACAUCGGACAGUGAAACAUAAGCGUUUUGGUUGGCGAGCGAGGGGCUCGGCCGAGUCGUAAAGGCAAACACAAUGUGAAGCCAGCGAUGGUGAACUUGGUGGAAAGUUGGGAGAGACGACGCAUCAAAGGCGGCGUUUACAGAAAGUGAUGUUUUUUUGAGCACACUGCGGCAAGAAGAGUUGCAGUUUAACGUCGAAGUCGUUUCUCGCAUUCAAAGUGAACGAGAUCAUGUGCGAAGUGGCCAUGGAGGAGCAGGAGAGGGAGAUCUCGCACAUAGACCCUCAGGAGUGCCCCUCGGUGGCGGAGAACGGAGUCAUGCUGGUGGUCUGCCACAGCCGGGUCCAUCCUCCCUUCAGCGUCGUGCUGGCCACGGUGCUCUACUGCGCAGAGUUCGCCGCCGCCGCCGUGCUCUGCAGCAUGUACCACAAGACCCACGACGAAAUCUGGAUGGGCUUCACCAUCACCUUCAUGCUGCUGCCCGCUGUGCUCAUUCAGUUGGCGCUGACGUUCAUCCACAGAGACCUGGGUCGGGACCGGCCUCUGGUCCUGUUCCUGCACCUGCUGCUGCUCGGCCCUGUCAUCAGGUGUAUCGAGGCUCUGGUUGUCUAUUUCAAGGCGGGUAGAAGGGAGGAGCCUUACGUCACUAUCUCCAGGAAGUUCAGUCUGAAGAAGGGGCAGGGGAUGCCCAUGGAGUGGGAAAUCGGCCAAACGGAGCGCACCUUGGCCACUCACAGAAACGCCUUCAAACGCACCGCAGUCAUCCAGGCCUUUCUGGGCUCCACGCCUCAACUGACGCUCCAGCUGUAUGCCACCAUCCAGGAGAAAUACUUCCUCCCUGCAAGAUGUGUUCUGAUGGCUAUCACACUGAUUUCCGUCGUAUAUGGGGCCCUCGUGUGCAACGUUCUAGCCAUCCAGAUCAGAUACGAUGACUACAAGGUGCGGUUGCGCCCUGCAGCCUACCUGUGCAUGAUUGUGUGGAGAGGGUUGGAGAUUGCCACCCGGAUCACCGCUCUGGUCCUCUUCAGCACGGCGCUCACACACUGGGUGAUCCUGGUCGGCAUGGCUAACCUGCUCUUCUUCUUCUUCCUCCCCUGGGCUGAGUUCUGGGCCAGGAAAGGCUCGCUGACUAAGGACUUGGAGAAAAACUUCUCUAAGCUGGGUACCAUAGUGGUGCUAUGCAUGUUCACGUUGCUCUACGCCUGCAUCAACAUCUUCUGCUGGUCGGCGGUGCAGCUGGACCUCUCCCAUCGAGAGCUUAUUGAGAGGAAGCAGCGCUGGGACCGCCUGGCUAUCUACUACUGCGCACGCUUUCUUGAGAACUUCCUCCUCAUUACACUCUGGUACUUCUUCAAGUCGGACUUCUACGAGUAUGUGUGCGCGCCGCUGUUGGCGGUCCAGCUUCUGAUCUGCUACAGCCUGGCCGUGCUGUUCAUGCUACUCUUCUACCAGUUCUGCCACCCUUGCAGACGCCUCUUCAAGUACAACGUCCAUGACUGCCUGCACUGCGUCUGCUGCCAUAAAGGAAGGAGGGCAGCGAGAGCUGGACAACAGAACCUGCCUCCCUCGUACUCUACUGCUGCCACUAUGUUGCUGGUGCAGGAGGAGCCAAUGGAGCAGCUGGACCCCCAAAACUCAGAACCCCCUGACCUUGCCACUCAGCUGGGAGAGCGGGAGACGGCUAUUAUUGAAGACAUGAUGGAGGCAGCCUGAGAAGGGCUUUAUGGGGAAUUAAAUGAAGUUCUCUAAUGUAUAAAUGCCUCCCAAGUGGCGCUGCAGCGUGCACUACUGAAUGAGACCUCCGGUCCUUGAACACAAAAUCCAGAAUGAGUUUGUGUUUUUUGGUUGGUGAGGUGAUGUGUUGGAGAACAAACGUUUCCCUUUUUCUCUUAAGUGCGCAAAACUUUACUGAUUCAUGGUUCUGUGAGGGUUUUCGGUUAACUCCUGAUGUUAUUAUCAGGGAUGGUUAUGCACACUUAGCGCACCACAAGGCUCCAGUAUACCAAAGAAUGUAGCAUUUUGAGAUAUGCGGCUAUGCACAAAGGCCGCCUUGAGAAAGCAGCAGUGGGUCAUUCACAGGACGGAGCCAGGUGUGCGGGAAACUUGCCAAGUGUGUUCUAAGUCCCCGAAAGACUGAGCGGUACACCUCCAGUUUACUUCCUCUCAGGGUUUUCACGUCGUGAACGCCCCCUUUUGCACUAAACAGACUUUUUUUUUAUAUAAAGCAGAAGGGCAAGAAAAGAAGAAGAAGAAUUUAUCUUUUGUCAUAACUAACUGCAUAAACCUGCUGUGAUGAAUGCCUUGUGUUCACUGUCCCAUCUGGAUGCCUUGAUUAAAAACAAACAGGUUUUAAUUCUGCAAAAGAAAUGUGAGGAAAUAUCUGAGAAGUUUGUGAAAAUAUUAAAUUGUAAAAUCCUUUUAGGGAACAUCAGGUGUGUGUCUUUUAAAAUUAACCUUACCGUUGAUGCAUUAACAAGACUGACAUCAAAUGAGCUUCUGCUUUAUUGAAGUACCUUCACAGUUUGCUUAUUUUUUUUGUUGUUUUACUGUUUUACUUGAAGAAGAAAUAAAUGAAUAAAUACUCUGAUCACUACA